This is a messenger RNA of Myxozyma melibiosi, 1417 nucleotides long. Its product is annotated as tRNA-guanine(15) transglycosylase-like protein. The coding region runs from base 95 to 1336 and encodes 413 amino acids. Gene Ontology annotation, cellular component: cytosol. NCBI's taxonomy places the organism in Eukaryota, Fungi, Ascomycota, Lipomycetes, Lipomycetales, Lipomycetaceae. The transcript has 10 exons. Gene Ontology annotation, molecular function: tRNA-guanosine(34) queuine transglycosylase activity. The record is from RefSeq and is a predicted model, not a curated record.
UUUCCACCACCCCGACUCGAAUACUGUCGUCUGCUUCUGCUGUGCUAGAGGCGGCUGUGCUGAUCAAGAAACCCUGCUGUCCGUAAAGUCUGCGAUGAAGAGGGCGCUUCCGCCGGUGUCGAAAACUGCGGCGAUGACCUUCGAGGUCGUGGCGCAGUGCUCGUCCUCGAAAGCGCGAGCCUCGAAUAUGACAAUGCCCCACGGAUUGGUCGAGACUCCGAUGUUUAUGCCUGUGGCGACGCAGGCUUCGCUGAAAGGACUGACGCCGGAGCAGCUGGAUGAUCUUGGAUGCAAGAUAUGUCUCAACAACACCUAUCAUCUAGGACUCAAGCCUGGCCAAGAGGUGCUGGACACAAUUGGCGGUGCACACAAAUUACAGUCAUGGCCUCAUAACAUUCUGACAGAUAGUGGAGGAUUUCAAAUGGUGUCGCUCUUGAAGCUGGCUACAAUUACAGAAGAAGGAGUCCGGUUCCUGAGUCCGCACGAUGGCUCCCCGAUGCUGCUGACCCCUGAGCACUCGAUAGAGCUCCAGAACAGCAUAGGCUCUGAUAUCAUAAUGCAACUGGACGAUGUCGUAGCCACUCUUACCAAGGGACCCAGAGUUGAAGAGGCGAUGUAUCGCAGUAUACGAUGGCUAGAUCGGUGCAUAAAAGCCAACAAGAACCCGGACAAGCAAAACCUGUUUGCAAUCAUCCAAGGCUGUCUGGACCUUGAUCUUCGUACGAUCUGCUGUGCUGAAAUGCAGAAAAGGGAUACGCCGGGAAUUGCUAUCGGUGGAUUGUCUGGGGGUGAGGAUAAGGAUCAGUACUGUAAAGUUGUCAACCAUUGCACGAACCUGCUUCCGCGCAAUAAGCCUAUAUACUGUAUGGGAGUCGGAUAUGCGGAGGAUAUGAUAGUUUCGGUCGCAAUGGGUGUUGAUCUGUUUGAUUGCGUGUAUCCCACCCGCACGGCUAGAUUCGGAAACGCAAUCACUGCCGAAGGGAUCGUGAAUCUUCGAAACAAGUGCUAUGAAGCAGACUUUAGUCCUGUCGAAAAGGGCUGCAAAUGUCCUAUCUGCAGAUCUAAAGAGGACGGAGGGAUGGGUAUCACACGAGCCUUUAUCCAUCACCUUGCUGCAAAGGAAACAACGGGUGCGCAUCUACUCACGCUGCACAACGUGCAUUACCAGCUCGAGCUCAUGCGGUCUGCGCGUCGCGCAAUCAUAGACGACCGCUUCCCGCAGUUUGUAAAAGACUUCUUCUCUACGCUCUACGCUGGAGACAAGAGUAAAUAUCCGCAAUGGGCAGUUGAGGCGCUGAGAGAGGUGAACAUAGAUCUCUUGGAGAAGACCGACUGAGGAGGUCUAUGUUUUGAGUAGCUAUAGAACAAUUGUACAAUUCUACGUCAUUCACUGGCUUCUGUAGAAAAGAAAACAUUU